This is a messenger RNA of Microthlaspi erraticum, 903 nucleotides long. Lineage: Eukaryota; Viridiplantae; Streptophyta; Magnoliopsida; Brassicales; Brassicaceae. The record is from the annotation of a GenBank genome assembly.
AUGAGUGCGACGACGGAGCUGCCGACGAAAGAGGCACACGUGCUUAAAGGACACGAAGGAGCGGUUUUAGCGGCGAGGUUUAACGGCGACGGAAACUAUGCUCUCACCUGCGGAAAGGAUCGAACAAUCCGCCUGUGGAACCCGCACCGUGGAAUCCUAAUCAAGACCUACAAAUCCCAUGGCCGUGAAGUCCGCGACGUUCAUGUCACUUCAGACAAUGCCAAAUUCUGUUCAUGUGGUGGUGAUCGGCAAGUGUAUUACUGGGAUGUUUCAACCGGACGCGUAAUCCGUAAAUUCCGUGGCCACGAUGGAGAGGUGAAUGCAGUGAAGUUCAAUGAUUCAUCAGCUGUAGUUGUAUCAGCUGGUUUCGAUCGCUCUCUACGUGUAUGGGAUUGCAGAUCUCACAGUGUUGAGCCUGUUCAGAUCAUUGAUACGUUUUUGGAUUCAGUCAUGUCUGUUGUUGUAACAAAGACUGAGAUUAUUGGUGGUAGUGUAGAUGGUACUGUUCGAACAUUCGACAUGCGUAUUGGUAGGGAGAUGUCAGAUAACUUAGGACAACCGGUAAAUUGUAUAUCGAUAUCAAACGAUGGAAACUGCGUUUUAGCUGGUUGCUUGGAUUCUACUCUGCGUCUCCUUGACCGAACCACUGGAGAGCUACUCCAAGUCUAUAAAGGUCAUGUUUCUAAGUCAUUCAAAACUGAUUGUUGUCUCUCUAAUUCGGAUGCACAUGUGAUUGGAGGAUCAGAGGAUGGAUUGGUUUUCUUUUGGGAUUUGGUUGAUGCAAAAGUGGUAUCGAAAUUCCGAGCUCAUGAUUUAGUGGUGACAAGUGUGAGUUACCACCCGAAAGAAGAUUGUAUGUUGACUUCUUCGGUCGAUGGUACAGUUCGUGUCUGGAAAAAAUGA